CUCUGUUUCUAGUCCUUUAGAAUGGAGCUGAUUCAGAGCUUCUUGAAUUUAGUAGCUCCGCCGUUCACCGUCGUCUCUCUCGGCCUAUUACUGCCGCUUUACGUGGUUUUCAAGUACUUCUUCUCAUUGGUUAGAGGUUUGUUUAGCGAAGAUGUCACCGGGAAAGUCGUUCUGAUCACCGGAGCUUCCUCCGGCAUCGGUGAGAAUUUGGCAUAUGAGUAUGCCAAGAGAGGAGCUCAAUUAGCGCUUGUAGCUAGACGAGAGAGAUCACUUGAGGAAGCUGCUGAAGCAGCUCGCUAUUAUGGCUCCCCUGAGGUUAUCACCAUUGCAGGAGAUGUCUCCGAGCUGUCGGACUGUCGGCGAAUCAUCGACGACACGAUGAAUCAUUUCGGAAGAUGUAAGCUUGAAUCAGAAGAAGAAAUUCAAAUCGGUUGGAUUGGAUUGUUUAUGAUGAAUUCUGUAAUGGAUGCAGUGGAUCAUUUGGUGAACAAUGCCGGCAUUGUCAACAUGACUCUGUUUGAAGAAAUCAAUGAUAUCACUUCCUUCAAACAAAUAAUGGAAACGAACUAUUGGGGGUCUGUUUAUAUGACUUGGCUAUCAAUUCCGUAUUUGAAGAACAGGAGAGGGAAGAUCAUAGUGGUUUCAUCGGCGGCGGCGUGGUUGCCGUCACCCAGAAUGAGCAUUUACAAUGCGAGCAAGGCGGCGCUGAGGAGUUUUUUUGAGACGUUGAGAGUGGAAAUGUCGCCGGAGAUUGGGAUCACCGUCGUGACGCCCGGCUUUGUUGAGUCGGAGAUAACUCAGGGGAAGGCGUUGUAUUCUCACGGGAGAAUGGAAGUUCAUCAGGACGUUAGAGAUGCUCUGGUGGGGGCGAUUCCGGUAGAUACGGCGGCGGCCUGCGCUAAGGCAAUCGUGAGGAGCGCCUGCCGGGGUGAUCGGUACUUGACGGAGCCGUCGUGGUACAACGCUGCGUAUUACUUAAAGGCGUUUUGCCCGGAGGUGGUGGAGUGGUGCUACCGUAUAUUGGUGUAUACAACGCCGGGAACCUCCGCCGCGGAGGCGCUCAAUAAACAGAUUCUGGAUCUCACCGGAGCCAAGACGGCCAUGUAUCCUCCUUCCAUUCACUCCGUCAAGAUCAACGACGACUAAUUUAAAAUCUCUGGCCGUUAAACCUCUGUUUUUCUGCAGCUUACUUGCCAGUUCCUCUGUAGCUACGAAUGAUUAUGAGGCCUUUAAAGUCUUUAAAUCUUUGUAAUUUACGUAAUUAAAGCUUUAGUUUUGUUUAA
Messenger RNA from Cucurbita maxima (winter squash), 1283 nucleotides. Its product is annotated as 11-beta-hydroxysteroid dehydrogenase 1B-like. Bases 22 to 1146 code for a protein of 374 amino acids. Lineage: Eukaryota; Viridiplantae; Streptophyta; Magnoliopsida; Cucurbitales; Cucurbitaceae. The record is from RefSeq and is a predicted model, not a curated record. The transcript is spliced from 5 exons. Gene Ontology annotation, molecular function: oxidoreductase activity.